Messenger RNA from Ophidiomyces ophidiicola, 783 nucleotides. RefSeq lists its product as uncharacterized. Lineage: Eukaryota; Fungi; Ascomycota; Eurotiomycetes; Onygenales; Onygenaceae. The transcript is spliced from 2 exons. Bases 1 to 783 code for a protein of 260 amino acids. The record is from RefSeq and is a predicted model, not a curated record.
AUGUCUAGCUCGGCUCAGAAACACUCUUCGCCCAAUUCAAAGCGAAAAAUUGAUGAAGAUGACGACUUUUCCACUUCCGGAGAGGCAACCCAGAGCAAGAAGCCACGGGUUAUAGGGCCGAUGAUGCCGCCUGCCCAUAUGAUUCCGCAAGCCGAUGACGAGGGUAGUAGUAGCAGCGAUGACGAUUAUGGACCUACCUUGCCUCCUACUAAAACUGCGCAAUUGUCGCCGGUACAUCGUGAUGUAUCUGACGAUGAGACACAGAUAGGCCCGGCACCACCCGCCUCAAAGCCCAGUAAACGAGACGACUGGAUGUUACGGCCGCCCGAUCAACUCGACUUUCCUUCACGAGUAGAUCCGACCAAACUACGAAACCGGAAGUUCAAUACUGGGAGAGCUGCUGGUGCCACGGCAGGGAAAACAGGAGUCUCAUCUACAUGGACAGAAACGGCAGAAGAGAAAAGAAAACGGCUGGAAAAUGAGGUUAUGGGCAUCCAGGCUCCAGCCGUUUCCAGUGCACCUACACCUCGGGGGGAACCACAGUCUUCAGCUGUCUCGAAACAGGUAAAGGAAUAUAAUGAGAAAGCAAGAAACAAAUCACUGUACUCGCAGCACCAAACCAAGGCGACAGAUAUUGAAAAAGACGACCCGAGUGCGCGAGCAUUUGACAAGGAGAAGGACAUUCGAGGCCCCAGCAAGAUCAAUCAUGCUCAGCGGCGAGAGCUGCUCAAUAAGUCAUCUUCAAACAUUUCAUCUCGAUUCUCUGGCGGGAAAUUCCUAUAG